Messenger RNA from Cladophialophora yegresii CBS 114405, 1887 nucleotides. RefSeq lists its product as uncharacterized. Gene Ontology annotation, molecular function: cyclin-dependent protein serine/threonine kinase regulator activity; protein kinase binding. Gene Ontology annotation, biological process: regulation of cyclin-dependent protein serine/threonine kinase activity. The transcript has a single exon. The record is from RefSeq and is a predicted model, not a curated record. Gene Ontology annotation, cellular component: nucleus; cyclin-dependent protein kinase holoenzyme complex. NCBI's taxonomy places the organism in Eukaryota, Fungi, Ascomycota, Eurotiomycetes, Chaetothyriales, Herpotrichiellaceae. The coding region runs from base 1 to 1887 and encodes 628 amino acids.
AUGUCGUCGACGUCCACUGUUCUUCAAGUUGUUGGGCCUCUGGAUUGGGCGGAUUCGACUCUCAAAGCAUCGUACAAGGACUCAGCUGCGUAUGGGUAUAAAGGGUGGAACGACACCGAUACCUAUUUCGACAGUGGUCUACCUACCCCUCCCACCUCAAAAGCCAUGUCUGGGGUGAUGCUAGGUAACAGCUAUGCCGGCUACCCUCUCCCAGCUUACCAGCAAGAGCACACCAGUCUACCAGACUCCACCCAUACUGCUCAGCAGCAUCGGAGCUCCUUUACGACAUCCUCUUUGCCCAACCCGUACGCACUGGUCCCUCCCACAAACGGAACAGGUCUCUACAACCGUCGGGUGAAAGAUGAGAAAGAAGUGAAUGCAAUUGCACCACACCUACAGAUACCAGAGUCCGUGAACAAGAGCAAGGGAAGCCUCGCGGAGUUUGCGGCAGAAAUUACAUGCUUAUUCUGGUUCGAAACCUCCAGCACACUGCAAUACGCAGAAAGUUUGCCCGAGGAGGCUUCGGUGGAUAGAGGCCUGCUGCCGGACGCCAUACCCUCGAUCGGAUUUCGGAAAUGGGUGACAACAAUCGUAAGCACCACACAAGUUGGCAGAAACGUCAUAUUACUGGCAUUGAUGUUCAUUUACCGGCUCAAACGUUUCAAUCCGUCUGUUAGUGGGAAGCGUGGGAGCGAAUUCCGCCUCCUGACCAUCGCUCUGAUGUUGGGCAACAAAUUUCUGGACGACAAUACCUACACAAACAAGACCUGGGCAGAGGUUUCGGGCAUAUCUGUGACUGAAAUCCAUAUUAUGGAAGUGGAAUUUCUCAGCAACAUGAGGUACGAUCUUUACGCCUCGGCCGAGGAGUGGAGCCUGUGGAAAGCCAAAUUGGGAAGGUUGGGCGCAUUCUACCUGAAGGCCUCGCAGCUUCCUGUGGUGGACGAGACCAGAGCAAUCGGGCCGACCCCAGUCACUCCUACUGGCCAAAGUUUCUCUCACAAGCUCCCUUCACCUCCUUCUACGCAUCACAGCGUUAGUCCUUAUGGUGUUUCGAGUCAUUUGAGCAGUCACUAUCCUGUACUGCCACACCCAUCAUCGUCAGCACUACCACUUCCAAACUCACCACUGCGACAGCAGGUUGAUCUCAGGGGAUAUCGGCAAGAUCGGAAACGAAGUGCAGACUAUUCUGCGGAGCUUCCUCCCGCUAAGCGGCAACUCUUCGCUAGCCAGCAGUCCGGGCAAAGUAGUAGCCUGGCAAGUUCCCAUCCCCACCCUCAAACUGGCCUCAGGGUGUCACCUACUCGGUCCUCUGGCAUACCAGAUUCAGGUUUAUUUUCCACGUCUCAGGAUAUUCCAAGAUUGGACAUCCCGAGGUUGCCGACUUCAAUGCCACCUUCGGUCCCUCCAUUACCUCUGAUAUCAGCACAACCCAACCGCGCAAUGUCAGGGGUGUAUCCGACCACAAGCAAUGGCUAUUCGCAUCCUGUGACCCCCAUAUCUGCAGUACCUCAGAAUCUCCUCCAGAAUACCAUUCCAAGCUUGGGUGACGGCCACCGAUCGCUAUCAAAUUACCCCUCGGCACAUACUUCACCUACCGGAUACAAUACCACUACUCCCACUCUCCCGGGUUUGUCACCAUCAUACUUCCUGACUCACCGCACUUCUCCAUAUCGACCAGUUCGCCAUGUCAACACACUUCUAAUUCCUCCCCCUGCUGCGGCAUUGCAGGUACCCGUCAGAAACAUCCCAUCAGACCAGAUCCAUUAUCAGCCUCUGAGCAAGACCGGCACAGAGCGCAGAACUGGGCUCCUCCCAUUCUUGCAACUAGACGGCUGGCACAACAGCAAUGUUUCGACUCCAGUUGCUCAACAACAGUAUCAAUUCUAG